UUUACUUAGGAUAGACGCUCGACUCCUCGCUCUGCAGAUUUCCCUUCUCCUGCGAGACUCAGCCUGGCGAGCACGAUUGCUUGGCGACUGGUUGGCGACUUUCCUUCGGGAGAGUUCGUGGCGAUCUCUUUAGACGGGUUACAGGGUCAUCGAUACACCGUGCAUCAACAAAUUUCCCUUCUCCUGCGAGACUCAGCCUGGCGAGCACGAUUGCUUGGCGACUGGUUGGCGACUUUGGUUCGGGAGAGUUCGUGGCGAUAUCUUUAGACGGGUUACAGGGUCAUCGAUACACCGUGCAUCAACAAAAUCUGUCACAUGGAGCAGAUUAACUCUAAACCGUGCCACGCAUACACGGGCGAGAACCCGUUCAAUUGCUCUGUGUGUGGGAAGGCAUUUGCACAGAAAUCAAAUCUUAACACUCACAAGAAAACACACACGGGCGAGAAGCCAUUCAAGUGCUCUGUGUGUGGGAAGGCAUUUGCACAGAAAUCAAAUCUUAACACUCACAAGAAAACACACACGGGCGAGAAGCCAUUCAAGUGCUCUGUGUGUGGGAAGGCAUUUGCACAGAAAUCAAAUCUUAACACUCGCAAGAAAAUACACACGGGUGAGAAGUCAUUCAAGUGCUCUGUGUGUGGGAAGGCAUUUGCACAGAAAUCAAAUCUUAACACUCACAAGAAAAUACACACGGGCGAGAAGCCAUUCAAGUGCUCUGUCUGUGGGAAGGCAUUUGCAUAGAAAUCAAAUCUUAACACUCACAAGAAAACACACACGGGCGAGAAGCCAUUCAAGUGCGCUGUGUGUGGGAAGGCAUUUGCGGAUAAAUCAGCUCUUAACAAAUACCAGAAAACACAAACGGGCGAGAAGCCGUUCAAUUGCUCUGUGUGUGGGAAGGCAUUUGCACAGGAAUCACAUCUUCAGAGUCACCAGAAAACACACACGGGUGAUAAGCCAUUCAGGUGCUAUGUGUGUGGGAAGGAAUUUUCACAGAAAUCACAUCUUCAGAGUCACCAGAAAACUCACACGGGCGAGAAGCCAUUCACUUGCUCUGCAUGUGGGAAGGCAUUUGCAUGGAAAUCAAAUCUUCACAGUCACCAGAAAACUCACACGGGAUGCCUGGAUGUAGUGGAGGUAAUGAGUCCAGGCAACAAUUCCUCUUUCGACCCCAUGCAGGUGGAUACUGAGAAAUGGCUUCUGGAGUGGCUGGAGGGUCAAAGUAUUGAGUACUUCUGUUAA
Molecule: messenger RNA, 1236 nt
Organism: Petromyzon marinus (sea lamprey)
Lineage: Eukaryota; Metazoa; Chordata; Hyperoartia; Petromyzontiformes; Petromyzontidae
Source: RefSeq, a predicted model, not a curated record